Molecule: messenger RNA, 1774 nt
Organism: Linum trigynum
Lineage: Eukaryota; Viridiplantae; Streptophyta; Magnoliopsida; Malpighiales; Linaceae
Source: the annotation of a GenBank genome assembly
ACAACACAUUUGUAAUUAAACCAUCUGUGCUCUCUACUUGCCAAUCUUUCCCUCUGCCGAGAAAUGGCCUCACUCACUUUCAUGCCUCUGACCACAACACUCGCCGGGAGCAGCGAUCCUCCGCCGAGGGCAUUUUUUCCCCUCCUCCUCCUCCACCGCAUUCCCACCAGAAUCUGCUGCCACAGAACCCAAUCCGAAUCGCAAUCCCAAAUCAUCCCCACCAAAAAGCAGCUAAUUCCAGGCCCAGCAAGGCUUCCCUUGAUCGGAAACUUGCAUAACCUAAUCGGCGCGCUGCCGCACCAAGCACUCCGAAACCUCGCCUCCCAGUACGGCCCCAUCAUGCACCUCCAGCUGGGAGAAAUCUCCGCCGUGGUGGUCUCGACUCCGGCGAUGGCCCAAGAAAUCCUGAAGACCCAGGACCUGAACUUCGCCGACCGACCCCGGCUUCUCGCCGCCGAGAUCGCCACGUGGGGGAGCCUGGACAUCGCCUUCUCCCCUCACGGCGAGUACUGGAAGCAAAUGAAGCGGAUUUCGCUGACGGAGCUUCUCGGUCCCCGGAAAACGUUGUCGUUUCGCGGGAUUCGAGAAACAGAGGUUUCGGGGUUCAUCCAAUCUCUCAGGAAUUCUGCGGGGAAGCCGGUGAAUAUCACCGAGAAGCUGCUCAAUCUUACCAAUAGGAUCACCACGAAGGCCGCGUUCGGGUACCAGUGUGUGGACGAGGAUGAGUUCGUCGGGCUGGUGAACUCGGCGGUCAAAGCGGCUAGCGGUUUUAACGUCGCCGAUUUGUACCCUUCUCUGGGAUUUCUCCAGGAUCUCACAGGGAUGAAAUCGGAGCUCCUCAGGACCCGAAAUGGGCUGGAUCGGAUCUUCGCUAAGAUCAUUAAGCAGCACCAGGAAAAGAGAGUCAACGGUGGCGGUGAUGUGGAAUCGGAUGAUGAAGAUUUCAUGGACGUUCUUCUCAGGCUUCAGGGGACUGGUGGCUUUAAGUGUCCCAUAACUAGCACCAACAUCAAAGCUGUGCUUGUGGAUCUGUUUAUAGCUGGGACGGACACUUCAUCGAUAACCAUGGAAUGGGCGAUAUCUGAAAUGAUGAAAAAUCCAAGAGUGAUGAGAAAGGCUCAAGCCGAGGUGCGCGAAGCCAUGAAAGGAAAAUCAAUCGUCACAGAAGCAGACAUUCAAAACUUGCCAUACCUGGACUUGGUCAUCAAAGAAACCUUCAGGUUACACCCACCGAUACCACUGUUGCUUCCGAGAGAAAGCAAGGAGAGGUGUGAGAUUGCCGGAUACGAGAUAGCGAAGAAAACCAAGGUGAUUGUGAAUGCGUGGGCGAUCGGGAGGGAUCCCGGUGCGUGGGAGGAACCCGAGCAUUUCAUUCCCGAGAGAUUCGAUGGAAGCGAGAUCGAUUUUAAAGGUAUGCAUUUCGAGUUGCUCCCAUUCGGAGCUGGAAGAAGGAUAUGCCCUGGAAUAGCACUUGGAAUGGCCAAUGUGGAGCUUCCUCUAGCUCAGUUACUCUACUAUUUUGACUGGGAGCUCCCAGGAGGGCUAAUCGCUGACAAGUUUGACAUGGAAGAGUCGUUUGGAGCCACUAUGAGUAGAAAAAACCCUUUGUACUUGGUUGCCAAGGAGGUUGAUUCAAAUUAGCAAUAAUAUGUUUGGUUGCUUUAAGUACUGGUGAAGAGGCAUAUAUAUAUAGACCAAUACUCCUACUAUACUUGGGGAAGUUGCAAAUUGCCCUUGCAGAUUUGUGGUAUUUUAAUUAAGACUGUAAUCAUGG